Molecule: messenger RNA, 1495 nt
Organism: Chlamydomonas reinhardtii
Lineage: Eukaryota; Viridiplantae; Chlorophyta; Chlorophyceae; Chlamydomonadales; Chlamydomonadaceae
Exons: 8
Coding region: 91-870 (259 amino acids)
Source: RefSeq, a predicted model, not a curated record
UGCUAGUGUGCUUUCAGGUUACACCCGCUAGUUUGUAAUAGUUUGAGAAUCAACUUUGAAAUCCCUGCAGGUUUGUGCUGCAUCAGCACGAUGUCGAAAGACGAGGCUUCUACGUCCGCCUCUCAGCAAUCGCCGACUUCCGAUAUUAGUUCUACCAUUAAUGAUGUGAAGCAGCGUACCGAGGCUGCACUUACAGACCUCCAAGCUGGAGCCGAUGCGCAGCUCAAGUUCGCGGCUUCGCAGGCUGUGGCUGCCGGCAGUGUCGCGUUGGGCUACGCGCGGGAAGGACUGGAAGCUGCAAACCAGGUUGCCGCGGAGGGCAAGGUCUUCGUGGACCAGGGCCUGGACCAGCUGAAGCAGGCGGAGAACGCGGCCAUUGCAUAUAUUAAGCUGGGCCUGGACGUGGUCCACAGCAACCCCUACGUCUCCUAUCCCGUGCUGGUAACCGGCGGCCUGCUGCUGCUACCCACGACCCGUCGGCUGCUGUACCGGGCGACGCUGGGGCGACUGCGCAGCCCGGAGAACAUCAUUAAGGGCAGCGAGGGCAAGGUGGAGGGCCUCAAGGGCAAGAUGGACGACUACACACAGGAGGCGAAGAAGCUGCACGACCGCAUGGUUGCGGCAGAGGAGGAGUACGUUCGGGGGCGGUCAAAGCUCAAGGCAACCCGCCAGGAGCUGCAACGUCUGGCCUCGGUGGUGUCUAAGAGCGAGCGCGCCGCGGCAGGUGUUCUGGAGGACUUGCGCGCCAUAAAGAAGGUGGACAAGGCCACGUCACUGCGUGCCGAGGCGGCUUCGCAGCUGUCGGCUCUCAAGGCGCAGCGGACGGCGCUACAACAGUACAUCUACAGGAUCGCCAGCAAGGACAUUUGAGAACGUGGCGGUGUAUUAUGUUGAUUCUGACAGUCGGUGGUGGUGGGAAGUGCUUGGCGCGGCAUGGAUGGGGUCCGUCAGGGGUCCAGAGCCCCUGAAUGGCACCUUAUGACCGUAGGACUGUGUGAAGGGUUUGCGCAUAUGUUGCCAUAGCAUCGGGUUAGCGGUCCAGGGUAUCUGCUACACAGGAAUUUCAUGUCGCGGAUGAGAGGUGGUUCGAUUGCGGGUUAGGGCGAUGCCCACGAAAUGCUAGCAGUAGCCGCACCAGUAGCUGCAAUGCGGCAUCGACGCACAACACAAGGACGGGGGGCAUCAACAACGGCGUCGGCGAUAAAUAUGGUUUGCGGACUUCGAAUGGAAGUGGAUAACCAUUCCCGGUAUGGGUGUGCCUAUGUGCGUGUGCGGGGGGGGGGGGGGAGGGCGAGGCGCAAGGGCAUGAGGUUUGCAUGGGCGCGCUGACAACCACGGUGCUAUCGAGCCUGUCCAGGCUUUAUGACAAUCUAUAAGUUGUCAUUUUUAUUCGUUGCAGACUAAGAGACUCGAGGGUGCGUCCGACCGAGUCCACUGUGCAUGUUCAAACCCAAGCAUUGCAGACGAGCAAUUUGUAUUUGCGAAACUGAAUUAU